AUGCACAAAAAUAUAGAGAAGAAGGAACAGGGAAAUACAUACGAACAAGUUAGACUAGCUGAGAUACAAGAGCUGAGGAUACUUGCAAUAGAAGAAUACAAGGAAUAUAUAAAUUUAAUCAAAAAUACAGAAUUACAACAAACAAAAUUGCAGCUGAAUUGGUCUAAAUUUCAUUUAUUUUAUGAACAAAAUAAGUUCGACACAUUUGGUUCUUUUGUACAAGGGGAUUGUCGUAAGAACAGGGAAAAUAAUCUUGAAUGGGUGGAAAAAAAAAAAAAAAAAAAAAAAAAAAAAAAUUAUUCGAAUUAUAAAUCCAUUGAAGAUGAUUUAAAAAUAAUUAAACAAAAGGAAAAACAAAAUGACUGUUAUUAUUUUAAAGCACACCAUAACAACAAUAAUAACAAGCAAUUCAUUUUACACAUUUUAAAAGAAAUUCCCAAUGCAGUGGAAUUAUACAUAAACAUUAAAAUUGAGACAAUUAAUAAAAUAAAAAAUCGCAUAUUAACCGAUAUGAACCAUUUUUGCAAAACCAGAUUGAAUAAAAUUAUUUUCCUAAUACUCCUGAGUGAAAUAAAAUUAAAUAAUUUACAAAUUCGUCAAAAGGAUGUUAAUCAUGAGGAAAAUAAUUUAAAUAUAUCCUUGACAAAAAAUAUAAUUCUUUUUUGUCAAAAACUUGUUGAAGAAAUUACAAAAAAUUUAAUUCCUUUUUUCUUUUCAUUCAAUAUAUUUUCAUCCCCUGAUUAUUUUAAUUAUCACUUUGAACAUUUCCACCAACUUGUGGAGAAUAUUGGACACAUUUCUUAA
Molecule: messenger RNA, 804 nt
Organism: Plasmodium gonderi
Lineage: Eukaryota; Apicomplexa; Aconoidasida; Haemosporida; Plasmodiidae
Exons: 1
Coding region: 1-804 (267 amino acids)
Source: RefSeq, a predicted model, not a curated record